AUGACAGUAGAAGCAGUGAAUCCAAAAGCAUACCCACUUGCAGAUGCCCAGUUGACAAUAACAAUACUUGACCUUGUUCAACAAGCUGCUAAUUACAAGCAACUCAAAAAAGGAGCUAAUGAAGCUACUAAGACACUUAACAGAGGUAUCUCCGAGUUUGUUGUGAUGGCUGCUGAUACUGAACCACUUGAGAUUCUUCUCCAUCUUCCUUUGCUUGCUGAAGAUAAGAAUGUGCCCUAUGUAUUUGUACCUUCAAAGCAAGCACUUGGCCGAGCUUGUGGUGUUACAAGACCUGUCAUUGCUUGUUCUGUGACAACAAAUGAGGGGAGUCAAUUGAAAACGCAAAUUCAACAACUCAAGGAUGCCAUUGAGAAACUUUUGAUCUGA
Messenger RNA from Dovyalis caffra, 387 nucleotides. The record is from the annotation of a GenBank genome assembly. NCBI's taxonomy places the organism in Eukaryota, Viridiplantae, Streptophyta, Magnoliopsida, Malpighiales, Salicaceae.